Messenger RNA from Penicillium odoratum, 216 nucleotides. RefSeq lists its product as uncharacterized. Bases 1 to 216 code for a protein of 71 amino acids. The transcript is spliced from 2 exons. The record is from RefSeq and is a predicted model, not a curated record. Lineage: Eukaryota; Fungi; Ascomycota; Eurotiomycetes; Eurotiales; Aspergillaceae.
AUGUCUUUGUGGAGCACCUACCGCGGACUUACCCCGAAAACCCGUGCCCUCUUUGGCGUCGGCGUAAUGGCCUGGGCAACCAUCGGACUCUGGACUGAGCCCCAGGUUGAGAGUGCGCUCGGUAUGCAAUCGAGCAAGGAAGAGCAAGAGGCGCUGGAACGACAACUUGCUGUGCGGGUGUCACAGGUUGGGGAGGAGAAGAAGGAUCGGAACUGA